CAUCUCUGCCCUUGUUAUCUUAGUUGUUGUCACUCAUCACUAUCUUGACAUUGGAUUCAUUCUUUGACACCAUCCUAGGUAUCAUACACACCUCUGAUUUCUUUCUCUCUUUCUGUUUUUGCUUCUCUAUUUCUUUUCCUUCGCCCCCUGCAGCCCGGUCGAUCGCAAUUCAAGACCCAUCACCCCGAUCAUACAGAGUACAGAUCACAGAAUACAUCCCUUCAUCCUCCGGCCGAUCCUUCCCACAUUCCAAGGCGUCCCAAUCUCUCCACCUGGCAGAUUGCUUGGCGAUUUCCACCGCUAUCGCGGGUUUGUGCUCCACAGCGGGCGCCAUAGUUCAUCACUUCCGAAUCGCUGAUCAGAGCGCUAAAAAAUAACCCAACAUAAAUAAAAAACAUGGCCGCCCCCCAGCCCGUCGCAUCGCCUCCUCGACACGGUCGACGUUCCAGUCUAGGAGCCCGAUCCGAAAAAUCUCAUCGUUCCACCCCCUCCGCCAACAAACUUCAUCUGACCGAAUCCCACGAAGAUAAAGUCAAGCGCAAUCUACAUACCAAAGCUGAUCCCAUGCUGGCCAUGAAUGAGGCGCAACCGAUCGCAGUUGCUUUGGAGAAAUCCACACUGGGCUCAUUACGGGAAAUGCAGCACAAGGAUCAGUUUGGGAAUAUCAUCACUGAUCCGGAUCGAUCGAACCCGACCCGGCCCCGGCUGGAGCGCCCGCUGGACACGAUCCGCUCCUUCGAAGCCGCCAUUUAUGGCUCGUCCAGUAGUAGACCGGUGUCGUAUGCAAAGACGGAAGAACCCACAGGCGAUGGCGCAUACAGUCGCCGCAGCAGUUACUUUGGAGGAGCCAAUGUAUACCGCCAUAGCGAACAGAGUGCAUAUUACAACGGUCGAGGACAAAGCUACUCGCGACCGGUCAGUUACGUCGAGAACUAUGGCAAUGGCAAUGGCAAUGGCCAGCCGUCCGAUCACUUUUACCCUUACAACCAAGGCGGCGGUCGAUCCCGUCGACCGCCCCCGCGCAUGAACGCAGAACAAGUGUCUUAUGGGGGCAAUGGGCCGAAUGGAUAUGCGCAGAAUGGGUACGGACGGUCGAACGAGAACAUGGCCACGCCCUCUGGUUCAGGCACGGGACCAAAUACCGACCCAUGGGGCAACUCGACCGAUCCCAGUUCGGUCAACAGUUCCCUCGACCAACUGCAGCAGCAACAACAACAACAGCAGCAGCAGCAGCAGCAGCAGCAGCAGAAAGUAUCGACGGUGGACUAUGGAUUUCAAUUCGGCCCUACACCGAACUUAGAUCCCAAUCCUGUUGCAACCAGCGGAAGGAUCAACCUGGGUAGUACAGUCCCAGCCACCGAUCCCAGUGCCGGGGGCCCAGUGGGUGGGCCUGCAGCCGGUGCAGCACCCACGCGUCGCAAUCUACGCAAAUCCAUCAAUAACGCCUCCGAAACGAGCGACUCGAAGAGCGACACGAAGCGACGAAGCUGGUUCAAGCGGAGAUUCUCCAAAGACUAACCACCAUACCUGUAUCUUGCCUCUUUGGAUUCACCGUUUCCACUCCACGAGCGAUUUUCUUUCCAUUCAUCACUGUAAUAAUUGAUAUGGCGUUUAGGCGAGUCAUCCACAAUAGCGACGGAACAGCGAUGCAGGCUCAACUGAACGGAUUUGGGAGACUUCACUCCGGUGGAGAUCAUCCCGAUACUUUCUUUUGAUUGAUUGAUUUUCUUCUACUUUCCUUAACGCGAUUGACGAGUUAUGAUUGAUACACGGGGUAUACGCUGUACUGAUGGUAACUUGUAUUCUUCCCCUACUACCCUUCCUUUUGUGGUUGAUAUUACCCCUUUCGAGUGGAGGCCUUACAUACAUGAUUCUCGGCCACGAUAAAUAUAAUUGACUGUUUAUAUUAUUCUA
This is a messenger RNA of Aspergillus candidus, 1914 nucleotides long. RefSeq lists its product as uncharacterized. The record is from RefSeq and is a predicted model, not a curated record. The transcript has 5 exons. Lineage: Eukaryota; Fungi; Ascomycota; Eurotiomycetes; Eurotiales; Aspergillaceae. Bases 397 to 1518 code for a protein of 373 amino acids.